AUGGGCGAAGGUCGGAGAGUACAGGGCGUAGGCCCGGUAGGUGAUGGUCUUCAUGAGUUGUGGGCAGUCGACAUUAUCGAUGCCGCAGCCAAUUAUUGCGGACAGGGUCUUGGGAUGGUCCUUGUCGUGGUUGGAGGUGGGAGGGGCGGGGCCCCGGAUGUACUGGAUGGCAUUGAGGUCGUCGGCAGCAAGGUGGUCCCAGUCGGGGCAGUGUCGAUGUGGCUCGGAGAGGGCGGAGCCCAGUGGAGACAACUUGAGAGACACAUCAUGAAGCUCAUUCCCGAAAUUGUGGAAGAACGAGGCAAGCUCCCCGGCGGUGCGCGGCGUCCGCCUGGUGAUGCAGUUGAGGUAAGAGCACAGCGUCAGCAGGGAUCCUCGCCGCCGCAGGUGGGAGUGAGGAUGGUGAGAAGAAUGUUGCCAGUUUGCUGA
Messenger RNA from Babesia ovata, 429 nucleotides. Its product is annotated as pectate lyase, putative. The transcript has a single exon. The record is from RefSeq and is a predicted model, not a curated record. NCBI's taxonomy places the organism in Eukaryota, Apicomplexa, Aconoidasida, Piroplasmida, Babesiidae. Bases 1 to 429 code for a protein of 142 amino acids.